Messenger RNA from Schizophyllum commune H4-8, 1344 nucleotides. Its product is annotated as tubulin alpha-1B chain. The transcript is spliced from 9 exons. Gene Ontology annotation, molecular function: structural constituent of cytoskeleton; GTP binding. Bases 1 to 1344 code for a protein of 447 amino acids. The record is from RefSeq and is a predicted model, not a curated record. NCBI's taxonomy places the organism in Eukaryota, Fungi, Basidiomycota, Agaricomycetes, Agaricales, Schizophyllaceae. Gene Ontology annotation, cellular component: microtubule; spindle; nucleus. Gene Ontology annotation, biological process: microtubule cytoskeleton organization; mitotic cell cycle; nuclear division.
AUGCGCGAAGUUAUCUCAGUCCACGUCGGUCAGGCUGGUGUCCAGAUCGGAAAUGCCUGCUGGGAGCUCUACACGCUCGAACACGGGCUGAGCCCUGACGGUCGUCUCAUGGAUGACUCGCCGUCGAAGCAUGACUCCGGUUUCUCCACUUUCUUCUCCGAGACGGGCAACGGCAAGCACGUCCCGAGAUCGCUCUACGUCGAUCUCGAGCCGGGCGUCAUUGACGACGUGAAGAACGGCCCGUACAGGUCGCUCUUCCACCCGGAGACGAUGAUCACCGGGAAGGAGGACGCCGCGAACAACUAUGCUCGCGGACACUACACCGUCGGCAAGGAGCUCAUUGACCCCGUCAUGGACAAGCUUCGCCGUUUGGCGGACAACUGCUCUGGUCUCCAGGGCUUCUUUGUCUUCCACUCCUUCGGUGGCGGCACUGGCUCUGGUUUCGGUGCGCUCCUGCUCGAGCGUCUCUCGACGGACUACGGCAAGAAGUCCAAGCUCGAGUUCUGCGUGUACCCGGCCCCGCAGCUGUCCAGCUCCGUCGUUGAGCCGUACAACUCGGUGCUCACCACGCACACGACCCUGGAGCACUCCGACUGUUCUUUCAUGGUUGAUAACGAGGCUAUCUACGACAUCUGCAAGAAGAACCUCGGCGUUGCGCAGCCCGGCUUCACCAACCUGAACCGCCUCAUCGCUCAGGUCGUCUCGUCGAUCACGGCUUCACUCCGUUUCGACGGCUCGCUCAACGUCGACUUGAACGAGUUCCAGACCAACUUGGUUCCGUUCCCGCGUAUCCACUUCCCUCUGGCCUCCUACGCGCCGCUGCUCUCUGCCGCCAAGGCGCAGCACGAGCAGAACUCCGUCGCAGAGAUGACCUUCUCCUGCUUCGAGAGCGGCAACCAGAUGGUCAAGUGUGACCCGAAGGACGGCAAAUACAUGGCUUGCUGCUUGCUCUACCGUGGCGACGUUGUUCCCAAAGAUACCCAGGCCGCUGUUGCCAGCAUCAAGACCAAGCGCACCAUUCAGUUCGUCGACUGGUGCCCGACUGGCUUCAAACUCGGUGUCUGCAACGAGGCUCCUGCCACCGUUCCGGGCGGUGACCUUGCCAAGGUUCCCCGCAGCCUUUGCAUGCUCUCCAACACCACCGCCAUCGCUGCUGCGUGGAACCGCCUCGACUACAAGUUCGACCUCAUGUACUCGAAGCGUGCCUUCGUCCACUGGUACGUUGGUGAGGGUAUGGAGGAGGGUGAGUUCUCCGAGGCUCGCGAGGAUCUCGCCGCGCUCGAGAAGGACUACGAGGAGGUCGGGACCGACUCCGCUGACGCCGAGGAGGAGGGCGAGUACUAA